GGCGGCGACCCACUGAUGUGAGCUGCGACGCCCUCGGGGGAAACCGAAAACGUCGACGAGUGACAGCUGAGCCGAUCAAUCACGGCUGGCCUAAUGUUUCCACUGCGCACCAAUCAGCGCAGAGAAGGGCCAGGCGGAGGGCGGGAGGUUAGGGGGGUGAUCUCCAGGGAGGUUGGAUGAGCAGAGGCCGGAAGGCAGGCGUGAGUGAAGGGGGAAAGAAAAAAGGAGGGGGCGCCGCUGGCUCGCCGGACAACAUGAGGUUCCGUAUCUACAAGAGGAAAGUCUUGCUGCUGGCGCUCAUCGUGCUGGUGGCCGCCUUCGGCUUCUGGACGGGCGGCAGGCAGAGGAAACCCGAGGCGUUUCCGAGGGACGCCGAGACCUCGCGUUCACUGCGAGCUGGCGACGGGAAGGUGAGCAGGAAAGUUUCCAACGAGACUCAGCCGGGCAGGCUGGAGAGGCCGGAGGUCGACAACCUGACGCUGGUCUACCGAGGGGUCAUCUACCAGCUGAACUUUGAUCAGGUUGUCAGAAACCAGGAGAGCGUUAGGACACGUCCUCCGGACGACGUGGUGGUGGUGAUCCAAGUGCACAACAGGCCAGAAUACCUGCAGUUACUCGUGAACUCGCUCAGAAAAGCCAAAGGAAUAGAAAAUGUCUUGUUAAUAUUCAGCCAUGACUUCUGGUCGCCGCAGAUCAACCAGAUCGUGGCCAGCAUCGAUUUUUGUCAAGUACUGCAAAUAUUUUUUCCGUUCAGUAUCCAGUUGUAUCCCAAUGAAUUCCCAGGACACGAUCCUAAAGACUGUCCACGUGAUAUAAGCAAGGCAGAUGCUUUCAAAUUGGGUUGUAUCAAUGCUGAAUAUCCAGAUUCAUUCGGCCAUUAUAGGGAGUCCAAAUUCUGUCAGACCAAACACCACUGGUGGUGGAAAUUGCAUUUUGUUUGGGAGAAAGUAAAGGUUUUGGAAAACCAUAAGGGUCUAGUGCUCUUCAUUGAAGAGGACCACUAUUUGUCACCUGAUUUUUAUCAUGUCCUGAAAAAUAUGUGGAGUCUGAAAACUGAAAAUUGUCCUGACUGUGACAUAUUGUCCCUUGGUUCUUAUGCACGAGUCAGUGAUUUUGGAGAUAAAGCAAAUAAAGUUGAAGUGAAAACCUGGCGAUCAACAGAGCAUAACAUGGGCAUGGCUAUGACCAGAGAGACAUAUCAGAAAUUAAUAGAGUGCACAGAUACUUUCUGCAAAUAUGAUGACUAUAACUGGGAUUGGACAUUACAGCACUUAACAGUAUCCUGUUUGCCUCGAUAUUGGAAAGUUAUGGUUUGUGAAGCUCCUCGGAUUUUCCAUGCUGGUGAUUGUGGUAUGCAUCACAAGAAAGCUUGCACACCAUCUGUUGAAAUUUCUAAAGUAGACAGAAUUAUAAGUAGUAAUAUACAACAUUUUUUUCCAGAAACAAUGACAAUAAGCAAAGUGUAUCCAUUGGGUGCAAUCACACCACAUGUGAAAAAUGGAGGUUGGGGAGAUAUAAGGGACCAUGAACUUUGUGCAAGCUAUCGCCGUCUGCAGUAAUUAUGUGAUAAACUUUAUGCCAUAUCAUGUUUUUAAUAGUUUAGUUUUCUCCUGUUACAAAAACAGACAACAGUGAUACAAUCUUUGAAUUUCAACCUUAAGAAAAUGGCUGCCCCAAUGGCUGAUUUUUUUUUAAAUACACCAAACCAUAAGAUACUGAACCUUAUGGACCAGGGAGGCUCUAGGUUUGACCUAGCCUCUGAGUUAACUUGUCUCAGCCAGGGUUGCAGAAGGGAUGUUACAAUUGGUUUCAUUAUCUGCCAAGUUGGAAAGAGGGAAAAAUCAACCAAGGUUCCAAUUUUUGAUUGCUGUCAGUGACCAUACUGGAAAACAGUGUUGGGUGAAGCCUGGAACAUUCUGGUCCCCGGAUAAGUACAGCUUAUUGGCACUUGCCAUUAGAUCCCAAGAAAAAGGUGCUGGAGGAAUGCUGGUACAUCAGCAUGUCAAUGCCUUUGCAAAAGAGUAGCAGGAAAGAGUAUGAUUUUGUUUUUGCUUUUUAAAGAACAUAAGCCCUUUCAGCAAGUUACCAUUCUUUGUAUAGUAUGUAUUUUGGUGACUGAAGAGGAGAAAGUGCAACUAUAUGAUGACAAAGAAGUCAAAGGUGCUCAUUUUAUGUUGUUGGGUUUAAAGCUCACUUUUUAUUGUUCAGUUUAAUUUACAGGUUAUACUUGUUCAAAUCAGCAUUGUCACUCUGCUCUUUUAAUGUAUUUUCAUUAAGAAAAAUCUUUUUUAUAUGCCUUAAUGUGUGGUAUAGUGGUGAGAUUCUCUUAAUUUUAUCACCCAGGUUACUUCUGAAACAAUUGGCAGAACUGCAACUGGAAGUACUUUAUAUAAUUCAAAAUGCUCACUCCAUAAAAUACCCAGAGAUCCAGAAGCAAAAUCUGGAGCUAUAUUUCUGGAUGUUUUUCCAAAAUGGAAUUGGUAUGAAGGUUUUAACAGUUCACCACUAUGUCUGAAGUUGUAGUAAAGGGAAAACACAACGAACAAAUGGCUAUGUGAAAAUUUCACCCAUUCAUCAGUACACUAUAUUGAAAUCUUAGUGACAAUACUUUACUUAAAGCACAAACCUGUAACUGAUACUACAAUGCAAUGUUUUUGUUCAUAUGUUGGUAAUGGUGUCCAAAAUAACCAGCAUGUCUCUUCCCUGUGAUUGCAUUUAAUAGGUUUCAUCUGACUUGACAGAUGUUGCUUCAUGGCAGUUUGAAAUACUGCUGAUCCCCUGAGACUGUUCACUCUUCUAAAAACAAUGCCUUGGUUGGAUUUUUUUUGUAUUUCAUUGUACAGCCUCCUAAAAUAAAAGAAACAAUACAA
Pristis pectinata (smalltooth sawfish) is the source of this 2870-nucleotide messenger RNA. It is a transcript of the gene mgat2, whose product is annotated as alpha-1,6-mannosyl-glycoprotein 2-beta-N-acetylglucosaminyltransferase. Lineage: Eukaryota; Metazoa; Chordata; Chondrichthyes; Rhinopristiformes; Pristidae. Gene Ontology annotation, cellular component: Golgi stack; Golgi membrane. Gene Ontology annotation, molecular function: alpha-1,6-mannosylglycoprotein 2-beta-N-acetylglucosaminyltransferase activity. Gene Ontology annotation, biological process: oligosaccharide biosynthetic process; protein N-linked glycosylation. The record is from RefSeq and is a predicted model, not a curated record. The coding region runs from base 177 to 1559 and encodes 460 amino acids. The transcript is spliced from 2 exons.